Messenger RNA from Hibiscus syriacus, 822 nucleotides. Its product is annotated as putative 4-hydroxy-4-methyl-2-oxoglutarate aldolase 2. The transcript has 2 exons. NCBI's taxonomy places the organism in Eukaryota, Viridiplantae, Streptophyta, Magnoliopsida, Malvales, Malvaceae. Gene Ontology annotation, biological process: regulation of RNA metabolic process. Gene Ontology annotation, molecular function: ribonuclease inhibitor activity. The record is from RefSeq and is a predicted model, not a curated record. Bases 105 to 605 code for a protein of 166 amino acids.
ACCUUAAAACCACAAAUUCCUCCACCCCCUGUUUCAACUUUCACUUUGCAUCUUCUUUUGAAACCUUCUUAGACGAUCUCCGUUUCUAGGGGUGUUUGUAAUAGAUGGCUUUGGUUACAACUGCUGAAGUGUGUGAUGCAAAUCCACAGCUAAUUGUGAGUGGUGAACUUCGGGCCCUCCAACCAAUAUUUCAAAUAUAUGGUCGUCGCCCGGUCUUUUCUGGACCUAUAGUUACGCUGAAAGUGUUUGAAGACAACGUUUUGAUCCGUGAGUUCCUUGAGGAGAAGGGUAACGGCAGAGUUCUGGUCGUAGAUGGGGGCGGUAGUUUAAGGUGUGCCAUACUUGGAGGCAACCCUGUGGUUCAAGCUCAAAAUAAUGGAUGGGCCGGAAUAGUGGUUAACGGCUGCGUAAGGGAUGUCGAUGAGAUUAAUGGUUGUGACAUUGGGGUGAGAGCUCUUCAUUCUCAUCCAAUGAAGGCCAAUAAGAAAGGAAUUGGGGAGAAACAUGUCCCGAUAACUAUUGCCGGGACUAGAAUCUGCGAUGGGGAGUGGCUUUAUGCAGACACCGAUGGUAUCCUCAUCUCCAAGACAGAGUUAUCUGUUUGACUACUGCCAUUUUCUACCUAAAGAUUAAAUCUGCAGGAUGCCAUUCCAUUCUGGUACCAUUCCACCCUGGUAAGCUAUGUGUUUCUACCAUUCUGUUUCUGAGUUGAGAUUUUGAACCUCGGAUAAAGAUGUGUGAUGUACUAUUAACUCGAGACGAUGAAUGUAUGCUAGUUUGUUAUAAUAUUUUUGAUAAAUGAGAAUGGUUAAUAAUUUUGAU